Molecule: messenger RNA, 953 nt
Organism: Megalops cyprinoides (Indo-Pacific tarpon)
Lineage: Eukaryota; Metazoa; Chordata; Actinopteri; Elopiformes; Megalopidae
Gene: coq10b
Product: coenzyme Q10B
Exons: 5
Coding region: 40-756 (238 amino acids)
Biological process (GO): cellular respiration; ubiquinone biosynthetic process
Cellular component (GO): mitochondrion
Molecular function (GO): ubiquinone binding
Source: RefSeq, a predicted model, not a curated record
GUCCUGCCAGCUGAUACUCAGAAGAUUUUCAAAGUGAAGAUGGCGAGAGGUGGCCGGAGUUUGAGAAGAGCAGUAGCCGAGUGUAUCAACCAGUUUCCAGCUACAGUUCGACGAGAGGCACCUCGGAGGAAUGGCGUGAGAUAUCUGUCUUCGUGUGGAAUCCUGAUGACCCGAGGACUCCCCCUCCUCAGGGUGACCCCAAGUCAUCCCAUCGUCGCCCCCGCCCGCAGCCUCUUCAACCUGGCGGAUUCAUUCAACAAGAGGAAGGAGUAUUCCGAGAGACGCAUUAUCGGGUACUCUAUGCAGGAGAUGUACGACGUGGUGGCAGGUGUGGAAGAUUACCGCCACUUUGUGCCGUGGUGCAAGCGCUCGGAUGUGAUCUUCCGCCGCAGUGGUUUUUGCAAGGCCAAGCUGGAGGUGGGCUUCCCCCCAGUGAUGGAGCGGUACACCUCGUUAGUCACCACAGUGCGCCCUCAUCUGGUCAAGGCCUCCUGCUCGGAUGGCAAGCUUUUCAACCACCUGGAGACGGUGUGGCGCUUUAGCCCCGGACUCCCGGGUUACCCCCGCACAUGUACCUUGGACUUUGCUAUCUCUUUCGAAUUCCGCUCCCUACUGCACUCCCAGCUGGCCACGGUCUUCUUCGACGAGGUAGUGAAGCAGAUGGUGUCGGCCUUCGAGCGGCGGGCCUGCAAGCUGUACGGGGCCGAGACCCACAUCCCUCGGGAGCUGAUGUUCCACGAGGUCCACCAAACGUAGCGCACGGCCCCUCCGUCGGGGAGCACAGGGAACAGGGAAGGAAGAGGGGGAUGAGGGGUUGGGACUGGGGUGUCGUCUGCCUGACCACCACCGUGCCUUAUUAGAACCUGGCCAUUGUUUUUACUCCCAAUAAUCACCUGCUCCUGAAUUUCAUUUUGAGUUUUCUCUCUUGUUUUCAUGCCAGCACCCCCCCCCCC